Diospyros lotus (date-plum) is the source of this 1592-nucleotide messenger RNA. Its product is annotated as homeobox-leucine zipper protein ATHB-6-like. Gene Ontology annotation, molecular function: DNA-binding transcription factor activity, RNA polymerase II-specific; sequence-specific DNA binding. Lineage: Eukaryota; Viridiplantae; Streptophyta; Magnoliopsida; Ericales; Ebenaceae. The coding region runs from base 533 to 1456 and encodes 307 amino acids. Gene Ontology annotation, cellular component: nucleus. Gene Ontology annotation, biological process: positive regulation of DNA-templated transcription. The record is from RefSeq and is a predicted model, not a curated record. The transcript has 3 exons.
GUCUCCAGGCCAGCUGGGUUGUGAACUUCUCCUCUCUCUCUCUCUCUCUCUCUCCCCCUCCUUUGGUGGAUGAACAGUCAAAAUUAGUAGUUUUCUAAACUUGGGGAGCUCUGAAAUCGAUAAUUGAAGUAAUCAUGUAAGAAGGUCGAAGAGAGGGGAGCAAGAAAGAGGGGUUCGAGAGUGGUUUUGAUCGCUUCUGUGGGUUGGUGGUUUUAUUGAUUUGCAUAAAAAUCUUCUCUUUUUGAUGGGUUCAGAGGGAGAAGAAGCAUUGAGAAAGGAGAAAGAUGAGGCACCCAAGAGAGAGAAAUGGCUGCUCGUUCACUCAGUUUGUAUACAUAAUUAUACAAUUUGGGCUGCUUUCAGACAACACAGCAGUCUUUCUUCCGCGGGCUGUUUCUAAUUGAGCUCUCUCUCUCUCAUCUCUGUGUUUCGAACUUGACAAAGCAGAAGCAGAGAGAACUGAAAAGGGUGGUUUGAUCUGAGUAGAUCAGUAGAGAGAGAAGCUUAAGUAAUUGACUAUAUUCUGAGCGUGAUGAAGAGACUUGGCAGCUCAGAUUCUUUGGGCGCUUUCAUGUCCAUCCGUCCAACCAUCACAGAAGAGCAGAGCUCGGGAGGGAACAGCCAUGGCUACGGCAGGGAAUUCCAGUCGAUCUUGGAAGGAUUUGAUCAGGAGCAUGGCUGCGUGGAAGAGUCGGCGCAAGGCGGCGAGAAGAAGAGGCGAUUGAGCGUGGAUCAAGUGAAGGCAUUGGAGAAGAAUUUCGAAGUUGAGAACAAGCUCGAGCCCGAGAGGAAGGUGAGGCUGGCCCAAGAACUUGGGUUGCAGCCACGGCAGGUGGCCGUUUGGUUCCAGAACCGCCGCGCGCGGUGGAAAACCAAGCAGUUGGAGAGCGACUACGGCGUUCUCAAAGCCAAUUACGAGUCUCUCAAGCGCGACUACGACUCUCUCCGUCACCAGAACGAAGCUCUACUCAAACAGGUACGAGAACUGAAAUCGAAGUUGAAGGAAGAGAAGAGCGAAGAUCUAACGGCAUCCAAUUCCGAUGACAUGAAAGUCAAUACUGAAUUGGAAAGCGGCAAACAGGCCGGCGGUUCACCUUCUGGCAACAACAGCAGCAUUAUUAAUGGAGUGGUGGACGAUAACAGCGACUCGAGCGCGGUGCUGAACGAAGACAACAGCUCGAACGCGGCAGCCGCCAUGUCCUCCACCGGAGUGUCUCUCAUCCAGAACCACCACAAGUUCACGGCGGCGAGCUCGUCGUCUUCGCCGAUGCUGCUCAAGUUCGGCUGCAGUUCUGCCGCGAAUUAUUACCAGUUCUCCGAUGAUAAUGAUCAGCGGCCGCUUGUGAAGGUGGAGGAGCACAAUUUGAUCGUGGGCGACGAGGCUUGCAAUUUCUUCUGCGACGACCAAGCUCCUACCCUCCAUUGGUAUUACUCCGAUGAUCAGUGGAAGAUCUAGCAGACGAGAGAAAAACUCUGAUGAGAGCGAGCGAGCGAGAGAAAGAGAAGCUAAUAACAUAAAUAUUCUGAAAUGGAGGAUGUUAAUGAUGAUCACUGUAGAUUAUUUGAUCGUUAAUGUACAAGUUAGUGCUCGA